Rana temporaria (common frog) is the source of this 5224-nucleotide messenger RNA. RefSeq names its product tripartite motif containing 8 (gene TRIM8). NCBI's taxonomy places the organism in Eukaryota, Metazoa, Chordata, Amphibia, Anura, Ranidae. The record is from RefSeq and is a predicted model, not a curated record. Bases 2045 to 3700 code for a protein of 551 amino acids. The transcript has 6 exons.
UCUGCUGCCUGAGAGCUCCGCUUCUCUCUACACACAAGGCUGAGGCGGUGACACAGGUUCGAACCCCGUCCCGGUUGGAUCGUAUUUUAUUCCUGGCCUUUUGGGGGUGGGGGGGCAGAUCGAGGACUUUCCCUGACAUCUCAGAGAGGUCCCCCGGCCAUUGUGAGAAGGAAAAGCUGCGAUCUUGGAGAGGUAGAGGUUGCAUUGUGUGUGCAGGAUCGGAUGAAGGGGUCUCCUUAUGUGACUCGGGACAUUUAAAUCUGCGAGAAUAAAAGGCUCCAGACAGGAAACAGAUGUGGAUCACCGUUGAAGACCUAACAAGGGAAGAAGAAGCACAAUUACUGGGACUAAUCACUGUUUUGUCAUCAUCUUUAUGGAGGAAUAAUACUGAUUAAUGGUGAUCAGCCUUCCUAUACUGACACUCACCACAAAAGACUUCUUUUUUUUUAUUUACAGAUCUCUCUUUUUUUCUGUAUUAAAAAAAUAAUAAUCUAAUUUCUGGGAAUCAAAACAAAAUACCUGCUGAUCACAAAUCUACAAAAAAAUCUCCAACCUUACAGCAUUGAUCCCUAUAGAUCAAUCGAGGAGGAGGAGCGGUGUGCAUUUCUACGUCUGCAUGCUCAACUUCCAUAAAUAUUUUUUAUGAAAUAUAAUAUAUUUUUAUUUAUGACUCAGCGGAUGGUGGCGGCGGCGGUGGCGAUUGGGGGGUUUUGUAGUCCCUUGACAUGCUCUGCCCAGUUGUUUCUCAGUUGAUACAGUGACUUGACUUGAAAAUAUUUUUUUUUUUUCUUAAUUAAAAAACAGAGGAGGUGGUAAAAAAAAAAAGAUACUUUUUUAUACGAUUGGGUGGAAAAAAAAUCUAUAUUUUAUUAAAACGGAUUAAGAAUCAAGAUGGCUGAUCAUAGCUAUGUUUCUAUUUUAAUUUAGCUAUAAUAGAUUCUGCAGGACCAUUUGUGAAGUUGCCUUGAUUGGGCUGAAUUGAUCUAAAAAAAAAAAAAAAAAAAAGUGGGCAUCUGAAUAUACUUUAAAUCUAUAUAUUUUUUUGUUACGUGGUUGCUUCUCGUGGUUUAUGACAGCAGAACUUGCCUAUUUUCUGCAAAGGUUCAGAUUCUUUUUAAAUGUGUUGAUUUCCUAUGUCUCCCUGCGUGGCCCCACUGUCAGUGCCCUUGCAGAUUCAGUGCAAAAUCUGAAAUACCUUUCAUGUCAGUAGGAGGGGGGCGAGUGAGAGAGAGAAGGGGGGAGGGCUGUGAUUAGCUGUUAAGAAAUUCCUUUUCAGUUUGAUCAAGGCAUGCACAUCCUAAUCUACUGAUUUCCACCCCAGCUUGCUUUUUAUUUUUAUUUUUUCUCUGUUUAUUUUUGCAAUUUUUUUUUCUUUUUUCUCUUUUUCCGCCUUCGUAGACUUUUAUGAUCAGAUUACAUCUUUUCUCCCUACGCAGAGCCUAAAAGAAAUUUUUGUAGGCUUUUUUUCCUCUUAUUUGCGAAACAAGGAAGAGGUGGGUGGUUUUUUUUUUCUCGCUUAGGGCUGGAAUUUGAUCUGCGAGGCUGAACUGUCUCUUUCAAAGCUCCAUCCAGGAUCAUUCUCUAUGGAAACAACCUCAAGAAUUUGGUUGCUUGGCUAAUUUCAAGGAAGUCCUAUUUAGGUUUUCAAAUUAAAAUCUGUGGUCAAAAGAACGCCUUAUUUUAAAUCUAAGUGGCUUCCUUCUUUUCUUUUUUUUUUUUUUCUGGCUUUUUUUUCUUUUUACCCUACUGAAAAAACAAAAAAAUUGCAUUUCGUAUUUAAAAAAAAAAACUAUUUUCAAUUGAAUAUGCACUGUGAAGUUAAAAACCUAUAAACAGAUUGUAUUGUCAAUGACUUCAUCGAUUUUCACUGGCUGAAUAUUUUUUUUUCUUGAUUUUUUUUGGUUAAAGGAUUAAUAUAUAAUAACCGUUUAGCUCUUGAAAUAUAUUUUAAGACAAAGAAAUUUAUUGGUUUUACCUAGUCUUAUCAUUUUGGGUUCUGUAAACCAAGAAAGUGAUCUACAUUACCUACGUGGCCUAGUAGGAGAUGGCGGAAAAUUGGAAAAAUUGCUUUGAAGAGGAACUGAUAUGUCCCAUUUGCUUGCAUGUAUUUAUCGAGCCUGUCCAGCUUCCCUGUAAGCACAAUUUCUGCAGAGGAUGCAUUAGUGAGGCCUGGGCCAAAGAGACUGGUCUAGUCAGAUGCCCGGAGUGCAACCAGGCCUACAAUCAGAAGCCUACCUUGGAAAAGAACCUUAAGCUCACAAACAUUGUGGAAAAAUUUAAUUGCCUCAAUGUAGAUAAGCCGCCCUCCAUCCUGCACUGUGUGUUCUGUAGAAGGGGACCUCCACUUCCUGCCCAGAAGAUCUGUUUGAGAUGUGAAGCACCCUGCUGCCAGUCCCACGUUCAGACCCACCUACAGCAGCCCUCCACCGCUCGAGGGCACCUCCUAGUGGAAGCUGAAGACGUCAGGGCCUGGAGCUGUCCACAACACAAUGCUUAUCGACUGUACCACUGUGAAGCUGAGCAGGUGGCAGUGUGCCAGUUUUGCUGUUAUUACAGUGGUGCCCAUCAAGGACAUUCUGUGUGUGAUGUAGAGAUCAGAAGGAAUGAAAUCAGGAAAAUGCUUAUGAAACAACAAGACCGCCUAGAGGAGCGUGAACAAGACAUUGAAGACCAGCUGUACAAACUGGAAUCGGACAAGAGACUAGUGGAGGAAAAGGUAAACCAGCUGAAGGAUGAAGUCCGACAGCAGUAUGAGAGAUUGCAUCAGAUUCUGGAUGAGGAUAUGAGGAAAACCAUGGAUGUUCUGGAUAAGGCUCAAGCCAAAUUCUGCAAUGAGAAUGCAGCCCAAGUUCUUCAGCUAAAUGAACGUAUGCAAGAAGCCAAAAAGCUACUGAGCUCUGUACAGGUCAUGUUUGACAAGACAGAGGACAUCAACUUCAUGAAGAAUACAAAGUCUGUGAAAAUCCUGAUGGACAGGACUCAGAACUGUACCGGGGGAAGCCUUCCUCCACCCAAAAUCGGGCAUCUGAACUCCAAACUCUUCCUGACAGAAAUUGCCAAGAAAGAGAAACAACUGAGGAAGAUGCUGGAAGGUCCAUUCAGCACACCUGUGCCAUUCCUGCAGACCAUUCCUAUGUACGCCUGCAAUGUAAGCAGCUCAGGGGCAGAAAAGCGCAAGCAUUCAACUGCAUUCCCUGAAGGCAGCUUCCUUGACCCGGCACCAGGAACUGUUAGCGGCCAGUACAUAAGCCAGGGUUCUUCCACUGGUGAGGGCCAGUCAACGCAACCCAUGGUGCCUUGCAGCUCCACUCAGCAUAUCGUAGGACUUCCCAGUGGCCCACAGCCGGUCCACUCCAACUCUGUCUUCAACCCCACCCACUACCCGAAUAGCUCCUCAUCUCAGCAGUCUGUCCUUUCCCAGUAUGGAGGACGCAAGAUCCUGGUCUGCUCUGUGGACAACUGUUAUUGCUCCUCGGUGUCCAAUCACAGUGGACACCAGCCGUAUCCCAGGUCUGGCCACUUCCCAUGGACAGUCUCUUCCCAGGAGUACUCUCAUCCUCUUCCACCCACCCCAUCUGUAACACAGUCUCUUCCAGGACUCGCUGUGAGAGAAUGGAUUGAUGCUUCCCAGCAGCAUGGCCGCCAGGAUUUCUACAGGGUCUAUGGGCAGCCAGCCACUAAGCAUUAUGUCACCAGUUAAGUCUUAGAGCAAGCAAGCCUUGAUAAAUAUGCAUUAUAGAAAAAAAAAGACACCCUCAACCUGGAACAGAAUACCCCAGCCUUGUUUAGCGGUGGAUGACCUUUCCACUCCUGAAUACAGCUACCAUUGGAUUGUUUCAUAACUUUUGCUUUUUUUUUUUCCCCAAUACAUUUUUGGACUAUGGUGUAUGCCUUUUCCCACCUGAAGAGACAGUGAUUUCAUAUUUUUUCCAGUGCUUUGAAGACUUCUGCUGAUCUUUUAUCAUUUGUGCUAAAUGACCCUUUAAAGUUUUUUUUUUUUUUCCUUUGUGUGUGUUUUAUUUUUCAAAUUAGAUCACUGUAUUACUUUAGAAAUAAACCGUCUCAUGUGAUAGGAGUUUUAAGUUAAAAGGCCACUUAUCAUAUAGACACUGUUUUUUUUUUUGUUUUUUUUGAAGAUACGUGUAAAUAUACAAAGAUUAGAAGAAAAUGUGCACGCGCACUGAAAAAGGGAACGGGGGUCAUUUUUUUCCCCAGAAAAUCCGCAUGCUCCUGUGAAGCUUUUCAAUCAUGCAGUAAUGGACUUUCUACUCAACUGGAGCACUGAACUGCAUGUUCUAACUUUGAACAGUAGAGGAAUUUUAAUAUUUCUCUGUUCUGCUCCUUUACUUGAAGCCUACCCUAUCAAAUAAGACUAUAUUUUUUAAUACAUUGGAAAUUAAAAUUGCAGGGACAGGGGCAGAUGCGUUAAAAGAUACAUGUUGUAAAUAAAGGAAGAAGAAAUACAGGGUAAUUUUUUUAACUUUUAAUCCUAUAUGUAACUCUUUAAAAUCGGUAAAAUGGUUAAAAAAAAUUAAUAAAAAAAAAUAAUCUUCAGUAUACAGUCUCAUGGACCAAGGUAAUUAAAUAUAUAUAUACAUACAUGAAUUUGUAGGCCCCCACAUGGUAAAUGGUCUUUUAGCUUAAAAAAAAUAAAAAAAUCUUAAACUUUUUGUUUAUUUUUUUUAACAUUCCAAAUACAUGUUAAAAAAGUGCAAUUCAAAUUUUCUUCACUUAAAAGUGGAAGGUUUUGCUUUAUAGAUGACAAAUAUCAUUUCUGGAGUGCCACAAAUGUAAUAAAAAAAACAAACAAAAAACAAAAAAAAAAUACAAAGUGUAUGUAUGUACAGAUUAAGGUCCAAGCACUUUUUUCUCUCUUUUUUUUCUGCAGCAUUAACUAAUGAACCAUUUAAUGCCAUAUUGUAAUAUUACAGCAAUAAGACUUUGUACUGUAUGUUGCUAAGGGACUCUAAUGGCUAAAAAAAAAAAAAAUACAUUUGGGAAGGCACUUUUGACGAGAUGGGCGCCAGUUGGACAACUGAGCAUUGGAAGUAGCAAAUACUGCAUGACAAACAGCAGAUAAUGCGCUCCUGUGAUUUCUUGCAUUUUUCUAUAUCCGUGUUGGAUCUGGAGGUGAAAUGAUCAUACCGCGCUCCUCUUAAAGCAGCAGUCCCGCUUUCUUGGUCAAAACAACAAAAAUGAAAUAAAAAAAUCUUUUUAUAAACUA